AUGGCAGAGGAGAUGAAGGUUGAAAUCAUUGGAAAAGAAACCAUAAAACCAUCUUCUCCAACUCCAUCUCACCUUAAAAUCUUCAACCUCUCUUUUCUCGAUCAGAUUAUUCCUGCAGUUUACACUUCGCUUGUUCUUUUCUACCCAAACAACAUUAAUAUCAUCACAUCCGGCCAAAUAUCUGACCACCUGAAGAAAUCUCUAUCUGAAGCCUUAACUCUUUUCUACCCGCUCGCGGGGAGAGUCAAGGACAACACCGUCAUUGAAUGCCGCGACGACGGAGCUCAGUACGUCGAAGCGAAAUUCAACGGCCUCCUCUCAACCUUUCUAGGUCAGCAACACAAAGACGAGGCACUCAUAAGGCAGUUCCUUCCUGCUGAGAUCGAAUCGCGGGAAGCAGGCACAUGGCCUUUGUGGCUUGUUCAAGCCACUUUCUUCAACUGCGGCGGAGUGGCAAUAGGCAUAUGUGUGUCGCACAAGCUCGCCGACGCAGCCACGCUGAGCAUAGUGUUGAAGACUUUGGCUGGCACUGCGGUUCCGGAUUUUGAAGCCGCGGCUUCCUACUACUGUCCCGGAGAUACCUUCUCGUUUGCGCCUGCUCCUGCAACGGAGCUGAAAAGGGUGGAAGGCGUGGCGAAGCGAUACGUGUUCGAUAAAUCAAAGAUUGCCGCUCUUAAGGCCAAAUUCGCCAGUGACAGCGUCAAGCAACCUACUAGGGUUGAAGUAGUCACCGCCCUCGUUUUUAGAUGCCUGAUGGAAGCUUCAAUAUCAACCACAGGAUCUUCCACAGAUCCGGUGAAGCCACGGUACUCUCACUUGACACAAGCUGCUAACAUACGAAACAGAGUUGAGCCGCCAUUUUCGCCUAAUUCCGUUGGAAAUCUCGUGGCGUACAUCGCCUUGCAGGCGGAGAAUGAGACUUACGAGAACAGUAGCGAGCCACUUGAACAUCAACUGCAGGAUUUGGUGGCCAAACUUAGGCAAGGAAUCGAAGACUUCACCGAGAACAAAGCGAAGAGGUUCCGAGGGGAAGAUGGAUUCCGAGCUGUCGUUGAGUAUUUAGGAGAACUGCAAUUAAAUUCAAGGAAUGAUAUGCAAUACUUUGUGUUUACCAGUUGGUGCAACUUUGGAUUCUACGAGGUUGACUUGGGUUUGGGAAAGCCAAUUUGUGUGACUGUCCCAAGUAGCUCCUAUGAGAAUGCGAUCAUCUUGACGGAUACCAUAGAUGGUGAUGGAGUGGAGAUUCUCUUGACAUUGAGUAAAGAAAAUAUGGCGUUAUUUGAGAAUCACCUAGAGAGAUUCUUACAUUAUCUUCUUAUAUUUCCAAAUGCAAUCAUCCCAGCAAAACAUUCUCAAAAUAAUGUCAAUCAAAUCCGAUUACAAUCAAUACACAAAUUGGAAGCUUCAAUAUCAACCACAGGAUCUUCCACAGAUCCGGUGAAGCCACGGUACUCUCACUUGACACAAGCUGCUAACAUACGAAACAGAGUUGAGCCGCCAUUUUCGCCUAAUUCCGUUGGAAAUCUCGUGGCGUACAUCGCCUUGCAGGCGGAGAAUGAGACUUACGAGAACAGUAGCGAGCCACUUGAACAUCAACUGCAGGAUUUGGUGGCCAAACUUAGGCAAGGAAUCGAAGACUUCACCGAGAACAAAGCGAAGAGGUUCCGAGGGGAAGAUGGAUUCCGAGCUGUCGUUGAGUAUUUAGGAGAACUGCAAUUAAAUUCAAGGAAUGAUAUGCAAUACUUUGUGUUUACCAGUUGGUGCAACUUUGGAUUCUACGAGGUUGACUUGGGUUUGGGAAAGCCAAUUUGUGUGACUGUCCCAAGUAGCUCCUAUGAGAAUGCGAUCAUCUUGACGGAUACCAUAGAUGGUGAUGGAGUGGAGAUUCUCUUGACAUUGAGUAAAGAAAAUAUGGCGUUAUUUGAGAAUCACCUAGAGAGAUUCUUACAUUAUCUUCUUGUCCAUUAA
Morus notabilis is the source of this 1968-nucleotide messenger RNA. Its product is annotated as BAHD acyltransferase BIA1. Bases 1 to 1968 code for a protein of 655 amino acids. The transcript is spliced from 2 exons. Lineage: Eukaryota; Viridiplantae; Streptophyta; Magnoliopsida; Rosales; Moraceae. The record is from RefSeq and is a predicted model, not a curated record.